Acaulospora colombiana is the source of this 1980-nucleotide messenger RNA. NCBI's taxonomy places the organism in Eukaryota, Fungi, Glomeromycota, Glomeromycetes, Diversisporales, Acaulosporaceae. The record is from the annotation of a GenBank genome assembly.
AUGAAUAGCAUCAUAGCUGUCGACAUAUUGAUCGAUAAUGAUGGAAAGUUGGUGAUGUACGGUGCCCCCAACAAGGACUCCGUUCAUAUAGUUUCUGGAAAACUGCGCAUAGUCCUCUCCAAGCCGUUAAAAACAAAAUACGUUUCUAUAAAACUAAAAGGUAAAUCGGAAUACUCUGACUGGGAGAAUCAAUAUUCCUGCAUUAACAUCUUGAAACUCGACCAAAUUUUGGUGGAAAGAGAUACCUUGCCGCGCGGUGUUACCGAUCUAGACUAUGAAUUCGCGGUCCCGGGGAAUAUCCCACAAACUUAUGUUACAAGUUUUGGGUUGAUUAGGUAUAAAUUGGUGGCGAUGGUACAACCAGCUUCAUUGUUGGCGAAGUAUAGUAGGGUCGAACGAGGAAUACAUUUUGCCAGACAUUACCUGCCGUGCAGGCGGGAAUUGUUGCCAGCACCGCCAACCAAAGUCUACAGAGGUAGGCGGAAGAACAUAUUGAAAUAUGAGUUGGAUGUUCCGACGGUGGUAUGCGUAAAUGAAAAGAGUUUUCUGGUUAGAAUCAGAUUACUUCCGUUGAAUGAACAGGGAAGAGUGAAAAGUAUUACCUUCGAUUUGGUCCAAUCGGAAAAGUAUAGGGUCCAACCAACUCCACAAGAUCUAGUAGAUUUUGCGAUUGAUAGUACCCAGCCGGUGGGUAGCGUACAACUGAGCGGCUCAUCGUCCACAAAACGAAAACGCACUCAUCCUAUAAAACCCACCACCCUAAACAUCAUCUACGAUAACGACACCUGGAACAAUCCAUUAACCUACAACCUCCCGUUCGCCCAAUAUGCCAAUCAUGGUCAAAGUCAGUCGCACAGGAGUCGCCUCAAGUCCACCAUAAAGUCCCCGUUAAUGAAAGUCCGUCACAAGUUAAAGUUGACGAUGACCUUUGAGAACGAGUUCGAGAAAAAACUUGAAAUUGGCUUCCCAAUAAUAGUCACCACCAUACCCGAAGUCGAUGAUCAAUCGUCGCGCGAAAACGGUCCGGAUUCUGCUGGUUUGCCAUCGUACGAUGAUGUGAUGGUGGAUGACUCACCGACAGUUGGUUACUACGACAGUGAAAUACAUUCGAGACCUGCAACGCCAGAUGACCACUCACCAUCCAUUCAUUCGGAUCCAUCUUCCCGAAAUCAAUCGAGAGCCGGUACACGUCCUACCACGCCGAUCAAUAUUUACGAAGACGGUGGUAGCGCAAGUGCGGAUAACACUCCUGGGAAUUCAUUCACAUCUUCAAAGAACAAUCACAGACCCUUUCAUACUGAUUACUUCUCGUAUAACCCAUCGACCGCUAUUAACAAUGAUAGUGACAGCGACAGUCAUGCGAUUACCAUCAAUGGAAACGCUACCAUAAGAAACUUAUCCUCCCCGGAUCUUCAUCAGCCAUUGAGGAAAAAGAAGAGUCAGCGUACACUGGCACAGUCACUUGGACGCUUUCUAUUGCGCAACGAAUCACUGCCAUCGUUGUCGUUGAAUUCUCAGAGUGUAUCGGCGUCGACCACGCCUACGGCGCUCGCGCCUUCUCAAUCCCCUCCAACACAGACUAAUCCUUCCCCACCAAGCCUCGAGAUUACAUCUCCGAAAUUUCAAUCCAACACAGAUGACCAUAUGCAAACUUCCUCGUCGUCAUCUACCUCAACGUUAAGACCAUUGAGGAGUAUGACAUCGUUGACGACCAAUAACGAUGGUACGUUGAUGUCACGUGAUCGAAAAAUAAGCAAUUUGUACGCAACACGUGCGGGCCGAGCAAGUUGGUACCUCAAUAUGCCAGACGAAGAUGAUUUGUUACGUCAGACACCCGAGAUCCGUAGUGCCCCGAGUAGCCCUCGCUUAGCCGGUAUUGAGAUGAAUUUUAAUCUAGUUGAUAUUAACGAUGAUAAUUCAACUAGAGAAAAUAAUCUAAUGGUUCCCGAGUUUUCUAGUCAUGUGAUAAUUAAAUCAUAA